Messenger RNA from Gongylonema pulchrum, 269 nucleotides. Lineage: Eukaryota; Metazoa; Nematoda; Chromadorea; Rhabditida; Gongylonematidae. The record is from the annotation of a GenBank genome assembly.
AUGAAUCAACGAAAGAAAGUGGUACUUGUAUCGUUCGGUUCCGUGGUAGCCAGCUAUAUGAUGCCAAAUGAAACAAAACAAGCUUUCCUCAACACAUUCGAUCGGUUCCCAGAUGUGACGUUUAUUUGGAAGUACGAAAAGGAGGAACACCGUAUCGCCGAUGGGCAUCCAAAUGUGAUCACCGAUAAAUGGCUACCGCAAACUGACUUACUCGGUAACAUUAUUUUUGCUCUGAAGAGAGCAGUUACUAUUAUCGUCGGUAGAUAAUU